Penicillium soppii is the source of this 1620-nucleotide messenger RNA. RefSeq names its product MFS transporter. The record is from RefSeq and is a predicted model, not a curated record. Lineage: Eukaryota; Fungi; Ascomycota; Eurotiomycetes; Eurotiales; Aspergillaceae. Gene Ontology annotation, molecular function: transmembrane transporter activity. The coding region runs from base 1 to 1620 and encodes 539 amino acids. Gene Ontology annotation, biological process: transmembrane transport. The transcript has 7 exons.
AUGGCAUCUACAACGCCAGAAUUAAAAGAGCCAAAAGCCAUGCAACGGCGAGAAGACACCCCAGAGUCUCUAUGCGAGCCCCAAGACAUCGAAUUCCGCUACCUGGAGCUAGAAACACCCCUACCAACACCAUGCAUCAGUCUACCACCAGGACCAAAUCAGUCUCCACCGCCAGAAGCUCCCGGCCUGGAAAAAUAUACGUCUCCGUUCCUGUGGCCCAAAUGGCGCAAAUCAAUGAUGACCUAUAUCGCCUGUGGUGUUACCGCUCUGGCGGGUUAUGCGGCUGGCGAGGUUAGCCCUGCUUCAGAGGAAUUGACUGCAAAAUGGGGGAUCAGUACCGUCGUGUAUAAUCUGAGUAUUACGCUUUUCUGCUGUGGCUUUGCUCUGGCGCCCAUGGUGCUGGCGCCCUUUUCGGAGAUCAAUGGGCGGCGGCCAAUUUUCAUCGCUAGUGGUAUUCUUUUUGUUGCUUGCCUAAUCGGUUGUGGAGGAACGCAAUCCUUUGGUGGGUUGCUUGUCGCUAGAUUCUUCCAAGGUGUUGGUGGAUCAACCUUCUCCACGAUGGUCGGCGGCGUGAUCAGUGAUAUCUACCACGCCCAAGACCGCAACACACCCAUGGCUCUCUUCUCGGCAUCUGCUCUUUUCGGCACCGGCCUAGCACCACUGAUCUCAGGCGUGAUCGUCAGCCACACGACCUGGCGCUGGAUCUUCUACUCGCACGCCAUCGUCGCCGCAGCCUUUGUCGUGAUCAUCUACUUCUUCUUCAAAGAAACCCGCGGCAGCGUCCUGCUGAGCCGAAAAGCCCACAAACUAAACAAAUACUACGAAGCCCUUGAAGAAGCAGGCCACCACGGCGUCAUACUAUGCGAGAACUCGGACGAGAAAAGCAUUCGACGAAUCAGAUGGAAAGUGAAGAGCGACGAGGAGCGAGCCUCGCUCCUGACCAUGAUCCAGAUUUCCGUGUAUCGACCAUUCCACAUGCUCAUCACUGAACCAGUUGUUUUCUUCUUCUCCCUGUGGGUAUCGUUCAGCUGGGCAGUGCUCUACCUCCAAUUCAGCUCAGUGCCACUCAUCUUCCGCACGAACCACAAUUUCACCACAGAGCAGACCGGCGCCGUUUUCACUUCCAUGUGCGUGGGCGUCAUCCUCAUUAGCGUUAUCAGCAUUUACCAGGAGCGCGUCGCCGCGCACUUCGGCGUCAAAUCCGCUGCUGCCGAGGGCCGGCUGUACUAUGUCUGCGUAGAGUCUGUACUCCUGCCCAUCGGCUUGUUCUGGUUCGGCUGGACUUCUUUCCCUUCUGUGCCUUGGAUUGUGCCUGCUAUGGCGGUUGGAUGUGCGACUAUGGGCAUCUUUUCGAUUUAUCUUGCUACGUUCAACUACCUCGCUGAUACUUACCAUCGGUAUGCGAGUUCGGCGAUUGCGGCGCAGUCGUUUUGCCGCAAUAUGCUCGGUGGUAUCUUUCCGCUAGUGACGAACGCCAUGUUUAAUAACUUGGGGUAUCCCGAGGCAUCAAGUUUACUGGGAGCACUUGGUCUUGUUUUGACCUUAGUCCCAUGGGUGCUAGCCUUCUAUGGACCCAAGAUUCGAGCGAAGAGCAAGCUCGCAAGUGAGCUCGCACAUUGA